This is a messenger RNA of Coniophora puteana RWD-64-598 SS2, 831 nucleotides long. Its product is annotated as glycoside hydrolase family 61 protein. Lineage: Eukaryota; Fungi; Basidiomycota; Agaricomycetes; Boletales; Coniophoraceae. The transcript has 4 exons. The record is from RefSeq and is a predicted model, not a curated record. Bases 1 to 831 code for a protein of 276 amino acids.
AUGGUUCUCAAGAUUGCCCUCGUCGCUGCUGCGCUUGUUGCUGGCGCCUCUGCCCAUGCGACGUUCCAGGACCUGUGGAUCAACGGCGUCGACUAUUCGCAGUCGUGCGUACGUCUGCCGCAGAGCAACAACCCUGUCACGGAUGUUACGUCCACUGACUUGACCUGCAACGUCUCGCCCUCGGCGAGCGCCAACAAGUGCCCCGUCUCGCCCGGCGACAAGGUCACCGUCGAGAUGCACCAGCAGCCGGGCGACCGCUCGUGCGCCAACGAGGCCAUCGGCGGGUCGCACUACGGCCCGAUCAACGUCUACAUGGCCAAGGUCGACGACGCGACGAGCGCGUCCGGCCCGGACGCGGCGUGGUUCAAGGUGUCCGAGAUGGGCCUGCCGUCGGACGCGCCCGACUACUGGGCGACGGAGGUGCUGAACGACAACUGCGGACACUACACGUUCGCGGUGCCCGCGGACAUCGCGCCGGGCGACUAUCUUCUCCGCGCGGAGGUGGUGGCGCUGCACGUCGCGAGCUCGGAGGGCGGCGCGCAGUUCUACAUGUCGUGCUACCAGCUGAGUGUCGGAGGCUCGGGCAGCGGGUCGCCAGCGACGGUGAAGAUCCCUGGGGCGUACUCGGCGACGGACCCGGGUAUUUUGAUCAACAUUUACCAGCAGCUUGAUAACUACACCAUCCCUGGGCCAGACCCGUACGAAUCGUCGUCGCCCGCUGUUGCGUCGACGGCGUAUCCCACCACGGCGACGUGGAACACGGCUCUGCAGCCCACCGCGACGUUCACGACGCUUCCUCCCGCUGGCGCCACUAGCGUUGGCAACGUUUAA